AUGACAUCAAUAACGCAUCCCUCUAAUCCGACGCCGCCCCUCCUUCCUGGGCAUCAUCGAGCUUACCCCAACCCGGCCCGCUGUGCCUUUGACCUCAGCUGGGGCCGUAAAGAGCCCAGCACAGAGGAGUCAGCUGGACGGAGUAGGGCAUAUCCGUCGCCUCCUAUGUCCGGUUCUCCGCCCCUACCUCUGAGAUCAGCUCAUGAGGCUGGUAGUAGAGGUGAAGCCCCGAGUUAUUAUGCUCCCCGGCUCUUGGAUGGCCUUCGCGGCGGCCCAGCGCAGGCGCCUCCCACGAGCAAUCGAGACCAGACUUCGCCAAUAACGAGAUCCUAUCCGCCCGAGCCAGCAACGAGGUCGCCAUAUUCGUACCCCAGACCCGAAGACGCAGGAAGGAUUUACGUCUACCCCCCUCAGCACCAUCAUGGAAUGCCCCAGGGAGCUUCAGCAGCGCCGUAUCUGAACUCAGCAUCCUCGGAACCGUAUCCUGCGCCUGACCGAUCACAGGCAGCCGACACCCAGUCCUUGACAUCUCCGAAAUCACAGAGAAAGACGAAAGGCCACGUUGCUUCGGCUUGCGUACCCUGCAAGAAAGCUCAUCUUCGAGCUAACAAUCAAUAUAUAGCACAACGGCCCUGUUCCCGAUGUAUCGGCAAUGGGAAGGAGGAGUCUUGCGUGGACGUUCAGCAUAAGAAAAGGGGCCGACCGCGAUUACGAGACGAAAGAGACGCAAGGUUCGAACCUACCAGGUACUCGCACCACCAAGAUGCGUCUCUCAGGAGACCACUGAGUAUAUUUCCAUCUGGAGCUAGUAUGGUAUCGCCGUACGAAGAUUCGCUCCGACGAAACUCGUCAUUCAGGUCCCUUGACGCCCCAGCUACCGAUGCCGGCUCGCGCUCGUACCAGGAGAGAGCCACGGCGCCUGAGCCAGUGCACUACAAUUCUUCCUACCCGCGCAGUCCGCAUGCCAUGGAACCCCUGGCGUACUUGAGCAUGGACUUUAGCAUUGUCAAAGCAUCGCCCAUGUUCAUGGAAAUCGUCCACGCAUCGAACCCACUGGGGAACAAAUUGAGCGACAUCGUCACGCCACAUCAGGCGAGUUUCCUUAACAACCUCCAGAACCAGCUCAUCGAAGAGCAACGACUGCACGAGCCCAAUUAUCUGCCUCCCAUGCUGGGCCGACUGGAUCUUGCCAUCAAAGAGUUUGGGUUUACGAGUCAAGAUGCUGCGAAAUUUCGCCUCAACCAUCUCGAAUAUUUUGGCUUUGUUGGAUACGACGGUUACACGAGGACCUUUCCGCUUCGUUUUGGGCUUGCAAAGGAGGGUUCGUUUUAUUUCGUUGUGUUCUUGUUGAGUCUUCAGCAUCACCCGCCGCUACCGCCGCCCUUGCCAUCACAGCAACAUGCACAACUUUCGCAGCCAGCUCCAUACACGCAGCUGCCGCAGCACUCACCGGUUACGCACCAUACACGGGAACCUACUGCCGCCUCCUAUCAUCUUCCGCCGCCCCCGCAUCAACCGGCAUACGGAGAUCGGUCGAGCAAUCCCUCAGCAGAUCCUUUUCGUCAUCGCCUCAGCGAAGGAUCUAUCCGGCCGCCACACAAUCCGGCUGCCUCGAGUGCCGGUACAAGCUCAAGCCUCCAGUCUUAUUCACAGUCACACUACUCCCGGCCAAAUUACCAGGCGUCGCAGAACGAACAUGUCUCUACUAGCCGGCCUGCAACUCAGCCCUCCUAUCAGCUACCCCCUAUUCGGGCGCCGCCUGAACACCGGCCUGCGUCCCGAGAGGUCGGUUGGCCCAAUGGCGAGCGAUCAAGACGAGUCGAUAUCGGUGGCUUGAUAGAACAGCCUGGGGAUUCCACCAGGAGAUGA
Messenger RNA from Trichoderma reesei QM6a, 1869 nucleotides. RefSeq lists its product as uncharacterized. The record is from RefSeq and is a predicted model, not a curated record. Bases 1 to 1869 code for a protein of 622 amino acids. Lineage: Eukaryota; Fungi; Ascomycota; Sordariomycetes; Hypocreales; Hypocreaceae. The transcript has 3 exons.